GUGUAACUGUGCCAUAGGGUUUAAUACAAGAAAAAUGAGGAGUCCUCUCCCAGAAAUAGUCGUGAGGACUUUCUGAGGUGUAUUUUAGGUUGAUUAUGUGCUUCAAACCAUUAAACUAAUUCUUUUAAAGGGAGAAAAAUCAAUAAAUCCCUUGAGAAUGGCAUCUGCAGUGGUAUAUAGGUCAUGCACUGACACUAUCACAGCAGAGUUAGCAAGGAAUCAAAGCUAUGUUUCUUGGAUAAUAACAUAUUUUGAUAUGAAUUCCCAAAUUUCUAUAUAGAGGGGGGACUCUUGGGCUGAAAGGGAAAUCCCAGGGCACCCCCACUGUCUUUGAAACCCUGUAUGGGAAUGUUACCCCAUUCAUGCGGCAGAACGCAGCAGGGGGGUAGAAUGAUCGGUGUGUGUGUGUGUUGGUGGGGACACAAAAAUGAGCUGUUGAGCGAACUAGAUUCUUUCAUAGACUGCUAUAUAGCCUCGAUCCCAGGCUCUUUAGUGAAAAGAGGGCCUGAUAUCCAUUGUUUGCGCGUGGGUGGAUAAUUGUAAAACAUACAGUAUACUGACCAAGAUUCUUGGGGCGAUUGACGUAUGCACAGACAGUGUAUACCAGGCUGUUUUUCUCCUUUGAGAGCGGCCUGGAGUCGAGGCUAAUAGGCUGCUUUAACUUCAUCGACAGUAGUUGAAAAAGGAUAGGCUAGUUAUAGUUGAAAAUUGCAGAUCUAUGGUAAAGUCAAAACUAAAUAGUAACGAGUAGGCUUAUAUCUUAAAAAAUUUCCUUUUUUUAGAGACGAAAAAAAUUGAUCUGCACAGUGCAGUCUGAAGGCAUGACUGAUAUAAGAUGAUGGAAUAUUAUUUUAUCAGUACAGUUUGAUUCGGUCGAUCCUAAAAACUCCAUUCCAUUCAAUACCAGAUGUCAUCAGCCCCACCGUUCUUCAUAAAACUUGUCAAACACUGAGUAGUUAUAGGUAUCCACCAUGGGAUGACUAGACAAGAGCCAGAAGAAGCAGAGCUUUCAUGAGCUUGAUGAGCUUGAUACAGAGCUUGAUAAUUGAUCAUGCACAGGAAGCCAUCUUUGAGGAAUAAAAUUCAAAGGUCAAAGUUUGGACUAUUGUUUAGGAACUGUAUUAAAGAAGACCAUGUACCAAUGGCUAGUUGUGAACAAGGAACUAUAGAGCAAGCUUCCCUUCAUGAAACUCCUGCACCAGAUGCCACCACUGAAGCCACACCACUCGUGACAAGUAAUCACGUCAAAAAUAAAAGUGUGCUGUUCAAGUCAAAAGCUGCAAUAAUGAUUUUGUUUUGGACUGCCUUAAUGUCUUUCAUCUAUGGUGGUUUUCUGAACCCUGAAAAUUACUUCUUAAUGACUUACCUAUUGAUGGGAGAACCUAGUAUAUUCUCAUCAGUAUUUAACAGUGAAAUAAUAGAUAGUUGCAUAUAUGCUGUAUUUGCUUUCUGGCUUCUCUUCUAUCCUCUAGCUGGAUACUUGGCAGAUGUUCGAUAUGGCAGAUAUAAAGUUGUGAGGUGUGGUGUGUGUACCACGUGGUGUGGACUCUUGACUUUUGUUCUUAUCGGUGGUAUUGUGAACGCCAUUAUUUUACCAAUUAUGUUUACUACAACUAUUGAUUCCUUCGAUUCCAUAUUUUUAUCAUUUGUAGUAGUGAUUGGUAUACUUGGACUUUUUCUAAUUAUCUCCUUCUUGAUUGCAUUUGCUGGAUUUUUAGCUAAUGUUAUUCAGUUUGGGGUUGACCAAUUAAAUGAAUCUCCUUCUAGAGACAGCUUUCUUUUCAUUCAUUGGUUUCUCUUCACACUCUAUGUUGGAAUAAGCUUUGGGAAACUGGUAUGGAGUGCAGCUAAUGCCACUGGUUUCUUAAGCCUUUCUAUAUUUGGACUUGUCGUCUUAGUUGAGCUGAUUUGUAUACCUGUAACUUUCUGUGUUGCUAAGAGAAGGUGGUUUGUUAUUGGCAUUGUCAUUGGUAAUCCUUACAAAGAGGUUGCAGGAGUUGUCAACUUUGCAAGAAGAAACAAGAUACCUAUUCAACGCAGUGCCUUCACAUUCUGGGAGGAUGACAUACCCACUGGACUGGAUCUAGGCAAGGACAAGUAUGGAGGACCAUUCACUACCGAGCAGGUGGAGAAUGUGAAAUCAUUUUUUGGAAUCUUUAUCCUUUUAUUUUCAGUAGGACCAUUUUUUACGGCUGAUAUUGCUGCAGCACCUUUUCUCAGUAUACUUAAAGAUCACAUGAAGGCUGAGAACAUUUUAUUGUUUAAUACUUUUUCAGGCAGCAAUUACAUAGUGGACUCUAUGUUCACUAAUGGUGGCACUCUGUAUCCCGUCUUUCUUGUUGUUUUUGUUCCUAUUUUUCUCAAGUUUAUUCAUCCUCUGUUUCAAAAGUUUUCCCCUGGUAUUCUGAGGCGAAUUGGAAUUGGUCUUUGUCUUGUCACUGUUAGUCUGUUUUGCUCACUAUUUGUUGAGAUGUUUGGUCACCUCCCUAGCCACUAUAAUGCUACUAUUUCAAUGUUUGAUCAUGGACAUUUUGUAGUUGAUAAUAAUAACUCUUUUGUUUUUUAUUUUAUUGGUGCUCCCUCCCUUAAUCUCAGCCCUUACAUUCUCAUUAUUCAGCAAGUCCUUGUUGCUGUGGCCUAUGUCUUUAUCUAUGGUGGAGUAUUUGAAUUUAUCUGUAUUCAAAGCCCCCACUCUAUGAAAGGAUUUCUGAUUGGAAUUUUCUUUGCCAUUAAAGGACUAUUUCAAUUGAUCGGUGUUCUUGGAAUUCUUCUACCUUUUAGUAUCUGGCAUGGCUCCCCUUUUGUUGGACUGGUUUAUUUCCUGGUGAACAUUCUUAUUUCAGUCGCAGGUGUUGUGGUUUUCAUAGUAGCAGCAAAGAGAUAUCAGUAUCAUCACAACCGUGAAUUUGAAGAUCUAGAUGUUCACUUUGAGUAUGAUUCUGACUCGGAGACCCAAUAACGACUGUAUGUGUGCAGUGAUGUACACAUGUACUGUGAUAUAGAACUAUUAUGCAGAUAGUUAGGUAAGGUAGUCAAGUUUGUUUGUAUUUGAGUGAGAACUUGAAUUAGCUAUAAUUAUGUGUCAGUUGCGCAUGCCCAGCGAGGUAUAUGCAGCACCUUUUCUUAGUACACUGAAAGCGGAGACUUUUAGUGAUUCAGAAGACAUUCUACACUUUGUACCUUGUUGUUUUUGUUCCUCAAGUUUAUUCAUCCUAUUCCAAAAGUGCUUCCCUAUAAUUAUAUAUAUAAUUAUAGCUGGUAUUCUGAGGCGAAUCGGAAUUGGUUUUUGUUGUCUGUUUUGCUCACUUUUUGUCAACAUGAUUGGUCACAUUCUCCCUAGUGGUCAUAAUGCCACUUCUGUGUUUGCUCCUUAGAACUCUUAAUAGAAUUCUUGUUGAUGAAGCACCAUGUGGAAAAUGCCUCACUGCAUGACUUCAUUGGAGUUGUACUCUGGCAGACAUAGUCACCGCUGGACAGGAAUACAAUAAGUAAUCCCUUCAUCUUAUUAUAGGCCCUUAAUUCAUUCAGCAAGCCCUUAAUUAUUGCUGUUGCCAGUUUAUCUAUGGUGGAAUGUUUGAUUACAUCUGUGCUCAAAUUAAGCCCUCACUCUAUGAAAGGAUUUCUCGUUAGAGUUUUCUUUGCCGGGUAUUUCGUGUUUUAUACCGUUUAGUUUCUGGCAAGGAUCCUGUUAUGUUGGACUGGUUUAUUUCCUGGUGAACAUUCUUAUUUCAGUUGCAGGUGUUGUAGUUUUCAUAGUAUAGCAGCGAAGAGUAUUGUCAACUUGAUGAAGAGAUUGCAAUGUAAGAAGAUACAUUGAAGAAGUUUAUGAGAAGGAUGUUAAUCACAAUCGGAAUUUGAAGAUCUGGUAAAUUUGUUGAAAUAAUCUAUUUGCAUUGUGUUCAGCCCCAGAAGUUAUGUGGUCAAUUAUGGCUUCAUUUAUGCUUUAUGUGGUGGACAAGUAUUCCUGGGACUUCUGCAUGGAAAAUGUUAUCUCUUAGCUGGUUGGAGCUUACCAGCUCUACAGCAUAUCAAUAGAAGCGCUUUUUAACAAGGAAUCCAAUGGUAUAUGAAACUUUGAAUUUCAGUGAAAUAUGACAAAGUUAUGACAACUUUAUGAAGGUCAAACUAACACCAAUAGUUGUGACCUUUUGUAUGACUUCUCCCAUGGGACAAUAUUGUAGUGAAACAAUUUUAGACAAGGUAGUUUUAGUAUAGCAACAAUAACUAAAAUACUAUUCCAUUGUCUACAGG
Messenger RNA from Halichondria panicea, 4251 nucleotides. Its product is annotated as solute carrier family 15 member 3-like. Bases 1052 to 2959 code for a protein of 635 amino acids. The record is from RefSeq and is a predicted model, not a curated record. The transcript has a single exon. Gene Ontology annotation, molecular function: transmembrane transporter activity. Gene Ontology annotation, cellular component: membrane. Gene Ontology annotation, biological process: transmembrane transport. Lineage: Eukaryota; Metazoa; Porifera; Demospongiae; Suberitida; Halichondriidae.